Geodia barretti is the source of this 5105-nucleotide messenger RNA. NCBI's taxonomy places the organism in Eukaryota, Metazoa, Porifera, Demospongiae, Tetractinellida, Geodiidae. The record is from the annotation of a GenBank genome assembly.
UGUGGAUGAGUUAGCCAAGUAGCCAAGCCAGCCAAGCGAUGGAGACUAAACAAGCGGCACCAGACACCACAAGAAACCAGCACACACCCCAGUCAUGGCCGAGACGUCCAGUUCCGAGGAGGAUACGUCGCCAUUGUCGUCUGCCAGACCGUCUCCCGAACCGCCGACCACCGUAGAGACAGCGGGUAAGAAGGAGCUUGAGACGAGGACCAAAGCCGUGGAGGAGGCGCUGAGUCCUCUCAUAGAGCAGAUAACGAGACUGAGCGGCGACCAGAAGCUGGACCCGACCAAGCCGCUGCCGCCCUCCGUGGAGAGGCUAGCCGUGGUAGUCCAGAGAGCCACGGAGACCCUGGUGUCGCUGGGAGAACAGAUAGCCAGCGAGAACCCGACCUUUCAAGAGGACUUGCUGCUGGCGUGUAACGAGGUGAAAGUGGCGGGAGGGAGCAUGCAACGAGCUACUCUGGACUUCUCUGGGGACACUCUGGACGCGGGGAGAAGAGAAGCAAUGGCCGAAGCCUCCCGAGCUCUCCUAAUUGCAGUAACCAGACUCCUUGCGGUGGUCGACACCAUCGACUCACACACCCCUUCCCAAACCUCUAUAAUGAUGGAGGCUAAGCUAAAGACACUGUAUGAGGUCUCAAGUGAAGCUGAGCUGAUGAGAACUGUCAGAGACUGCACUCCGGACAUCACAAGACUCACUCAGCUAGCCGCUCAGAAAUUCAGUGAGGAGGGAAGUGAGGAGAAACAGCAGAUUCUGGCUGCAGCACAGACCCAGCUCAACCAGGCCAGCCGUAGUCUCAUCACAUCCUCCAAGACGUUCCUGAACUACCCACACAUGGCGUCGGCCAAGGCCAACAGAGACUACGUGGUGUCCAGCAUGACUGAGGCCCUGGUGGUGAUUGCUGAGCUGACUGACGGCAGGGACGCCUCUUCCACCACCUUUCUCACGGCAGUGGAGGAGAGGCCUGGCCUCUAUCAAUACUUCGAUGAACUCGAGUCUCUGCUGAGUGUGACAGUGGGCAUGGAGCCAUCUGGAUACACUCAUCACCAGACGAGGCUCGGGACUGUGUUAAAGAGAAUCCUCGCCGAGGCAGGAGAUCUUCUCUCUCUCUCAUUCCCACACGACUACCGGCAGCACUCCAUCAUUACACUCAGUCAGACAUUGAAACACGGUACCCGGAGGCUUUUGCUGGCUUUGGGGCGAGGAGGGAGGAGAGAGGAGGAGGAGGAAGAGGAGGGAGGGGGAUCAGCAGGUGACACAGUGAUAGGGGACAUAAUCAUAGAGGUUGAGAGUACAGCUCAAGAUCUCAAGAAAGAGUUGACGAAUGCAGUGAUGGACCAGUUGUCUGGAGCCUUCCUCCAGCCACUGGUUUCAGUUGAGAGGGUGGAGACAGGGGCCAAGGCAGGGAAGGAGACCACUGUUAGGAAGAGACUCUCCUCCUUCAAAAAGCAUGCAGCAGAUAUGGAGAAGGCAGCUCAGUUGGUGUGUUCUCUCUCCAGAGACAGAUAUGGCGUGAGGACCACUCAGUUUGUGGUCAAGUACAUCUCUUCCCUGAAAUCCCAGGUGGCCUAUGCGGCACAGACACUCUGCAUGCACCCCGCAAGCCACCUCGCUCUCAGGAACAUGGUUCUGUUCCGAGAGGCCUGGGCCGAGAACGUCCAGCUGCUCCUCAGUUCACUGGAGGCCCUGGCUCCUCUGACACAGUUCAUGUCUGUAGUCGAGGUGCUGAUACGAGAGGACAGUGGGAGGUUUAUGAAGGCGGUGGAGGGAGGAGAUGGACGGGAGGCGAGGAGAGCAGUCCAGACAGUGAAGGGUCGGGGCCAGCAGCUGCUGCGGGUGGUAAAAGAGGACUUGGCGGGAAACCCUCGAGCCUACAGCCAGGAACAGCUGCCGGGAGUGAAAGCUUCUGCUCAGACACUGGCUGACAAAUCUCUACAGUGGUUCGGUAACCUGGGACUGAAGGCAGCAGACACAGUGGCAUCGACCCACAAUCCACACACUGUCAAUCAAACUGCACUGGAAGAGGCUGCACAGAAGAUGAAUGAGGAUGUGUGGAGACUAAGAAGAGCAGUACUGCAGGCCAGGGGGGAGUAUGAGGGAGACAGUGGGACCCCAACACCAAGUGCCAUAUCUCCAUACACCCUAUCACAGGAGAGUGUCAUCUCACUUGGAGGCAAUAUGUCUCCAGGAGGAGACAAGUUUGAAAGAACCCCAACCUACAGCGGUGUGUUCCAGGAGGAGGUGGAGGAGGGAGGGGCCUCCCAGACAGUUCUGGAGGCUCUCUCUCCAGGACAGAGGGAGCAGCUGGCAAGAGAGACUGAUACCCUCUCCCAGGAACACUCUAGGUUUGAGGACGAGGUGAGUAGGUGGAGCAACAGUGGCCAUGACAUCAUCAUCAUCGCCAAGGAGAUGUGCAACAUGAUGAUGGACAUGUCCAACUUUACAAAAGGAGAGGGUCAGCUAAAGACAAGCAUGGAUGUCAUCAUUACUGCAAAGGACAUAGCCAGAGCUGGAGAGUAUCUGUACAAAGUCACCAGACCCGUUGCAGAGAAGUGUCCCAGCAGUCAGCACAGGGACGAGCUGCUGGUCCACCUGGACCGCAUGAGACUCCACACUCAGCAGCUCAAGAUUACCAGUCGAGUCACUCUGGAACAGGAGGGCCCGCCUGGGGAAACUGUGGACUCAGCCAGUGCAAUGUUGAGUGCAGGGAGAAACCUCAUGGACAGCGUUGUCCAGGUCGUCAAGACCUGCUACCUCGCCUCCUCUGCCAUCGCCAGAAUUGAAGGCACUGUACCUGAAGAGGUAGUUCAGUGGAGACUCCAGUCACCUCAACUGAAGCAGUUGACACCCGAACAGUCAGGGGCUCCACCCGGCAACAACAGAGACACACCUAGUAAGACCUACCGGGAGCAGCGACGGGCAGAGCCCUCCCCCAUAUCUCAGCUGGAAGAGUUCCAAUCGGAACCCGAGGUGGGUGGGACCGGGAGGAGGAGAAAGGUCACCCCUGUGCCCGCGCCCACAAGGGGGGGGAGACCUCGGAGACCCAGAGGUGGAGGUGGAGGAGGAGGAACUGAUUUAGAGGCCAUCCCAGAGGUGGCCUCCUCACACUCUCUGCACGAGACUACAUUUUUGUAAAAAAAAUAUUUUCGCGCUCUCGUUUCAAAAUUUUUGAGAAUCUUGAACUUUGAACUAUACACGUGCGUGAUGAGAAGAUGGCGAGUUUGCGAGCGGUCGUGUGCCGACGGACACUGAGCAAGCACUACAGAAGGCUCUCCAGGUCUCUGUACAGAUGUGAGAGUUCUGAGGUAUCAGCCGCCGACCUGUCAGUAGAACAUGAGGUGGACGAAGAGGCUGAGGUUCCGUUGGUCCCCAAAAAUCGUGAUACACAUGCAGUUCUGAAGGCCCUCUCCUCAACUCUAGCACAACUACCACACCCACUACUGAUGGGUGGGCGGAGUUUGGCUGACCCUAUGGCCCCUCGUACCAGAGCACUUCAGCUGGAGUAUGAGAGAGCUAAAGAAGCUGGACGCAAGUCGGCUCAGUAUGCCAUCAACAGGUGGCCUGCAAUGUUUCCCGACUUCGUAUCUGAGACAGACCUCAAACUCUCAACAGACCAACCUCAGGGCACCAACGAAGAAACUCUGAAAAGUUUGAUAGCCAAGAGGCAGACUGGUAGAGCCAUGAAACUCUUCACACUGCUUCAAGAGAGAGGUGAUCCGGUCUCCCUGGAGACCCAGAACGAUAUACUGGAGCGGCUGGCCUACUAUGGAGUGGGAGUGAGGAGGCAGCUGCCUUCCUGGCCAGAGAGGAGACGGAACAGGAGGAGAGGAGCCUCAAAGACAGAGCCCACCUCAUGCAGUUUCAAAGAUUGCCAACUAGGAUGUGGAGUCAGGAAAAUCAUGCAGAGAAGUUCUUUGCCGAAAUGUCUGUGAAGAACGGUGCCACAUAUGAUGCCCUCAUCCUAGGACUGGUGAAGUUCAUGAACUUUGACAGAGCGUGGGAGAUGUUCGAUGAGAUGAGAAAAGAUGGCCACCAAGCAAGUCUGGCCACCUACAACUCCCUGCUGUUUGUCAUUGGCAACACCGCCGUGCCUGAUCCCUGGAGCAGGGCCAUGUCUCUUGUCCAGCAAAUGAACCUGGAGCCAGUUGUCAGACCCAACAUCAGUGAGCAUCCCUCACCCCAUCCCUCGUAACUCUCUCUUCUCUUCUCUUUCUCCUCCCUCUUCCUCUCCCUCCCAGCCACAAUGAACCUGCUGCUGGAGAUAAGCUCCCAGACUGGGUCCUCCUCAGCUGCUAAACGCUCACUUCAGACCUUCAGAGAAUCACUACACCUUGGCCUAGAACCCAACCUUACUACCCUCCUGGCUCUUCUGAGGGCCCACGUAAAGGCCCUGGAUGGGUCAGUGUUGUAUGACAUCACGGACUACCUCGAGCAGAACCAGCACAUCCUAAAGAUAUCUGACACACAAGACAUAUUCUUCUUCACUGUGGCGAUGACAACGGCCAGGAACAUGCUGGACCACGAACUAGCCAUGAGGCUGAGGAGACUGUGCAACCGUGACAACUGGAUGCUCUGUCAGAACCUCACCCUCUUCGUUUCCUACUACCUGACCACCAUCACUGGUAGAGUCCCUAUAGAAACCCUCAAGGAAGAAUACAGUCAUUUCGUACCCGAUGUUGUUCUACCGAUGGAAUGGGUGUACGGAGUCAUGUUCAGAGCCUGCGAGGAACAAGAGAACCUGGGAUUUGCCCUCGAGUUAUGGAACCACAUGUUGAGGUACCAUGUCAGUAUAGCCAGUGUGGAGACUCUGUCUCGGUUCUGUGGAGCCAUGUCCAAGAAAGUGUUUCCCUCGGAGGUUGAUGCUGUACUGCAGGCUCUGCUGAAGGCCUGGGACAAGGCCGUGGACAUAAAAGUCACGCCUCCGUCAGUAAUGAUUGCUCAGAUCAUCAGACUAUACUGUAUGAAGCAGAACCUGCGCAAGGCCUGGGAGUACUUUCAAUACUUUGAGAAGUACGACAGAAAGCCAACGUGAGUAACUUUUUCGAGUUGCAGAAGGCGCUAAGAAGCUAAGAGGAUAGGGGGAAGAGAGAAAGAUAGAGAGAGA